Messenger RNA from Tachysurus vachellii, 1940 nucleotides. It is a transcript of the gene cd44a, whose product is annotated as CD44 molecule (Indian blood group) a. Lineage: Eukaryota; Metazoa; Chordata; Actinopteri; Siluriformes; Bagridae. The coding region runs from base 98 to 1192 and encodes 364 amino acids. The transcript is spliced from 5 exons. The record is from RefSeq and is a predicted model, not a curated record.
UAAAAGAGGUGAGGCACCUUUCUACUUCUCACACACUAAAAAGUUUGGCUCUGAAACUGCUUUAAGACUGCAUCGCGCACACCCAGCAGCAUUAACAAUGCACACAAUUCUGCUUCUUGUGGUCACAUCUGGACUGCUGUUACUUCAGACAACUCAGGGACUGAAUGCAAAUGUGGAACCAGAUGCAGAAUUCCUUGAAGAGGCAAUGGCUGACGGUUUCUUAGUCGGCAAUAAUGGGAAAUACAAAACUGAGAAAACACAGGAUAAAAACAAUGCCAUUAAUACACAUGAAUCAUCAAACUCAGAGGCAAAAGCAUCCCUGUUUCAAAAGGAUAGUGUGCCAACAGAAACUAUAGUCAAAAGCCCUGAGGCUAGUACUGAGCUCACCAGUGAAAUUACUAAGGAGCUUCCAAAGAAUGAAAAUGCUGCUGUUUUGAUUACAUUUGUCUCAAACCAAACCACCACGUUGUCCCCUGAGGAGAAUAGCGAAGGCUCUGGUAACGUUCCGAAUUGGCCUCUUGAGAAAUCUUUCUUGAGCAGAUUGUCGAUGCCCGUCUACGGUUCAGGUGACUCAAGCAUGUUUUUAGAGAUUCCCGAUGAGAAGCAAGACAAGGAUCUUCAGUUCACCACUACUAUCUUUAAUUCUGCCGAUCUUAAAAUCUCUACACUUUUAUCAGAAGAGGAUGGUGAAUCUGGUAUGGGGCCUGAAGCUCCUACCUCAGACUGGUUGACGACUAUCCCAUCCGUUAUUGUAAAUGAAGAAGUAAUUCCAAAACACAUAAACAAUGUAGAAAAACCUAUGCAAGAAAGUACUCCAGCACCAACAGUGAAAGUGUCUUCCCCGUUCAAACCAGAUCAAUUUAAGAAAUCUGUAGAGGGACCUGAUGCACUGGUCAAAGAAGGCACACCGGGUUGGCUUCUCAUCUUAGCAUUAUGCCUGACUCUUGGAGCUGUUAUCUGUGUGUUUGUUGCAAUCGCCACCAAAGACAUGUGGUAUGGCCCUAGUAAGCAAUGCCUCGGUAUCAACUCCACUGAGCCAAAGAAAUAUGAGGAAUAUGACAAAGCAGCAACUCUGCCCCUGUCAGAGAAGGAGAUUGUGGCUCUCAUGAGCUCACAAAAGACAGCAAGGAAAGAAACAGACUAUACCAUGAUCAGCCUUGAAGAAGUUCCAGAAAAGGAAUAUCUGAUGUAAUACAAGUGGAAAUGAAAAGGGAGUGAGCCCUGAGCCCCUGACCAUUAACCAAACAUGAGCUAAAAACCAAAGAGAUCAAGCUGAAUUUCUUCCCUAGUCUAUACUGUGUAGUGUUCGGCCUGGCUUUUAGUGUUAAUGUGCUUCAUGGAUAAAUGCUAAUCACCUUACAGACAAACUACACUUUAAUGAACCGUACUUCUCACCAAAGUCUUUCAGUUUUCACUUACAGGUGCAACCUAGUUUCUUCUUCUUUUUUAAUUAAAAGCGAUUAUUGAAAUUUUAACGAUAAUUGAACUAGAUAAUUGCUAGUUAAAAUGUUAACCUGUAAGUACUGUGUACUAAAAUAUAACGAUUUCUGUACAAUCAAGCACAGAACAACGAAACACUCCGUUCAUUUGACAUCGACAAAAUACUCCUGUUUGUGUUAUUCAUUAAAAACGUGCUAAAUAAUAUCUAUAACAUAUGAGGACCACAUGCUUGUAUGAGCACAGCAAAAUCAAAAAAAUUGUAAACUCUUAUCGCUGUUCCUUAUGUUUACAUGCACAAAGCUCUUAAUUAGAGUCAUAUUCUGUUAAUACACUUCCCAUUAUGGAGACCAGAACAUUUGUCCCAAAUUUCCCACCAAUCUUCCGUUCCUGUGUGGUUGGUGAGGUGGAUAUGACAUUGCCUUGAUGAAGAGAACUAACCAUGUAUGGAAUAUGUGUAUUUUAGUUUAUUUGAGCACAAAAUAAAAGACACAUGAAAUAAA